Molecule: messenger RNA, 1443 nt
Organism: Ostreococcus tauri
Lineage: Eukaryota; Viridiplantae; Chlorophyta; Mamiellophyceae; Mamiellales; Bathycoccaceae
Product: THO complex, subunit 5
Exons: 1
Coding region: 1-1443 (480 amino acids)
Biological process (GO): positive regulation of DNA-templated transcription, elongation; mRNA export from nucleus
Cellular component (GO): THO complex part of transcription export complex
Molecular function (GO): mRNA binding
Source: RefSeq, a predicted model, not a curated record
AUGCCCCCGCGUCGACGCGUCCCCCCUUCCCGGUCGUCGGACCCGGUCGACGUUCCGUCGGACACCGUCGCGCGCCGCACCGCGGCCUCACCCGCGCCGUUACCGAGCGAUGUCACGCCCGAGCGCACCGAGGCACAGAUUGAACUUUUGGGAGAACUCACGCACGAUUUACGCGCCGACGUCGAACUCGCGCUCGAUUCCACCGCGGAAGAACGAAAGAACAUCUCGUCGAGGUGUCAAGAGACCCUGGCGAAGAUCCGACGGGCGCAGUGCGCGGCGUUGAGCGGGUUGGAACAUCUGCGGGACAAGACGGGCGAACGAAACGUCGAGGUGAACCGCGCGCGGACGCGCGCGGGAACGAUAGCGUACGAGACGGCGACGUUGGAGCGGGAGUUGCGUGAUUUUGAACGAGAGGAUGGAGCGAGUGGAAGCGUGAAGGGGGUGGAUUUGAUGGAUCGGGGGGAGUACGAGGCGGACGCGCGCGCGCGCGGGUUGGACACAGAGGCGGCGGAUGAGUACGAUGAGAUGAAGAAGAGGUUGGCGCACGAAUUGAUCGUCAGAAAGGAGUUAGUGGAGCGGCAAAAGGCGCUGACAUUAGAGUUGGCCGAAGUAAAGGCGGCGAUCGAGGAGCGGAAGAAGACGCUGAGCGGGGACCCGGGCGCGAUCAAGGCGAUGAAGAGACACGCGGAGGAGUUGCGAAGGAAGUUUGACUUGCCGUACACGACGACGGAGACGCUGGAUAAGCAAGUGGCCGUUCUUCCUGGGCCACUUUACAUCUUGUACGCGCAGUUAAAGCACGCGCAACAGAUGGGAGAGGAUAUUCGCGUGCAAAUUCUUGGUCGAGAGGCUGACGCCGAGGCGUACGAGGAGGCUAUGGAAAAUCCCACCGCGACGGACGACGGUAAUGUCAGGGACGAGCGCGACGGUCACAAGCGUCAGCGCGGAGGUCGAGGUGGACGAGGCAGGGGAGGUAGGGGGAUGAAGUUGUCGUCGUCCACGUACGCCGAGCAUCCGCUUCGCAUCGAGCUUGACGGUGUCGGUGGGCGAAAGGUAAUCUUCAACUACCUCACCAAGUUGCACAUGGUCAUCGCGCGUGCGAAUCCCGGAAAAGAUGAUGCGCUCAAAGAUUUGUUCCCGGGCGAUGACGGCUCGGCGACACCGAACCACGCGAUUGAGAUCGUCGAGUCGGACUUUACGUUUGACGAAUCGUGCACAGGUUACGGCGGGAAACCGUACAAGUGGGCGCAAGACUUGGCCGGAAUGAGCUUUCUCCCGUCCGUGCCACGUUCGCGCGCCAUGAUUGAGAAAGAAAAUCUCGAUGGAAAAGCGGUCACGUCCAAGGCGCGCGUCAUGGACGUCUUGCGGGCGAUUCGAGAGAGGUUUGAUCAGAAGAAGAGUGAAGACGCGGCGCCGGGUUCGAAGAAGAGGGAACGAAAGGACUAG